UAAUAUUUAAAGUCGUGAAUCAGUUUACAGUUUAUUAUUGUUGCAACAUCCACGACAACAUGACGAAACUGGUUCAGAUAUCUGUGUUACUGACCACCAUUCUACUCGGAGAAGUGAACUCAGUGACGAUAUUCCAAGGAUUAAGUAUCAAGAAAGGCAUUGAUAUCUCACUCAUACCAUUUCCAAUUAAACCUAUAGCAUUUAUAAAAGAGAAAUGGACACCGUUCGGUAGUUUUGGAAUGAAACACGAAAUUGCCAAGAGGGAAGAUAUAAAUAUAAAAGAGCCAGAAGUGAUUGUCACACCAGUGCCAGUACCUGCCUACGUUGUGCCUGAAGUUCCUCGACCAGCAAUUCUUCCAGUAGCACCAGUAGUAGAGCAUCAUGAUGAAGAAAUCAUACAUGAAAAAGUCGAACAAGAAAUACCUCUUGUUACGCCCUCCGCGGCACCAGUGGUUGAAAAUAUAGUAUCCGAAACUCCAAUCGUACCAGUAGAAGAGCCAGCACCAAUAGUGCACAAAGAAGUAAUUGUCGUUCCGACAGAAGCGCCCCCCGUACUUAUAACGCCAGUUCCUCCUAUUCCAAUUCAAGCUCCACCUAUAGUAUUAGUUCCUACACCUAUUCCAAAUAAUCUUAAUACAGACAUAUCCCGUGUACCAUCAAUCAAUAAUUACUUGAAUAGUGUUGAGAAAUCGGUUCCAGUUAUUGUACCACCAGUUCAAGAGGUUAAGGAGACGCCGCCUCCCUCUUUGUUCUCGGGGUUUUUGCAACGAGAUGGCCUAAGAAAUGGAUCGAAACUAGCUAUACAACUCGGCAGCGCUUUCCUGCACUUCAUGACUCAGGUAUUUAAUAAUCCGCGCACGCCAUUUGCUUAGUAUACGGAAUGAUAAAGAAAAUUAGAUUGAUACAAAAAAUUUAGGUCAUAAAUGCAAUACAUACAUUACUUUAAUGGGGGCGUUUCUCGAUAAAUUCCUUUAACGGCGGUAACCAUUUCUAUAGUACUGCCUAAAAUCGUUUUGUUCAAAAGGUCCCGGGCCAAAACCGCUUAGUCUGUGCUUUCUUUGUCGAAAACCGCUCAGACUAUGGCCGCCUGGGCCGAAUCCACUAAGGCCGUAAUGAUUUUGGCCAAAACCACUGAGGCCUGGAGCUGCCCCAUGAGCGAGGUUAUUUUGUCUAUAAUAUGUACCUUCAAUGCCUCGAUUGAUGUUGUUUAAAUUGGUAUUCAAACCGCUCAGAGUAUGGCCGCCAUGACCGAUUCCACUGAGACCCGAUGCUGCUUCAUAAGCGAUGCCAUUGUGGCCAAGUUGUCUAUAUCCACCUCCAAAACUUGGACUUCCAUUUCCCAAGACGUUAAAACCGUUAUAGUAGCCUCCGUAGCCGCCGCGAUAAUAGGCGCUUACAUCAGGGACUAACAAGGUCAGUGCAGAUACUAUAAGUGUGAACUGAAAACAAUAUUGUUAUCAUAGUAAUUUAUACAUAUAUUGAAGUAUAGAAGUGUUAGAAAAUACUUUAAA
Messenger RNA from Manduca sexta (tobacco hornworm), 1511 nucleotides. RefSeq names its product repetitive proline-rich cell wall protein 2. The transcript is spliced from 2 exons. Bases 60 to 872 code for a protein of 270 amino acids. The record is from RefSeq and is a predicted model, not a curated record. NCBI's taxonomy places the organism in Eukaryota, Metazoa, Arthropoda, Insecta, Lepidoptera, Sphingidae.